AUGAGAGAUAUUCUUAGUGGGAAGAGAAGUUAUGAAGCAAAGGAGAAAGUGCAACUCACGGAGAGUUGUAGCGCUCUAAUUCAACACUCCUUUCCCCCAAAACUCAAUGAUCCCGGGAGUAUUUCUAUCCCUUGUAGCAUUCAAAAGCUCAAAUUUGAUAAUGCUCUUUGUGAUUUGGGGGCGAGUGUUAGCAUCUUGCCAUUUAAGACUUAUGAGAAGCUCAAGCUAGGUGAUCUCUCUCCUACCGCUAUGUCAUUGCAACUAGCCGAUGGAUCGGUUAUGUUGCCAUUGGCUAGGAUUGAGGAUGUUCCCCUAGUUAUUAGCGAGCUUACUUUCCUUGUGGAUCUCGUCGUCUUGGACAUUGAUGAGGAUGCACAUACCCCCAUUAUCUUGGGGAGGCCAUUUUUAGCCACCGCGGGUGCUCUUAUCGAUGUGCAAGGGGGACCAAUCACCUUGAAAGCGGGAGACGCCAAGGCUAGUUUCAAGCUUGCAAUUGAUGAACUUAUUGAUAGGAAGGUGAAGAAGGAUAUGCACGAGAGCUCCUUUGUGCAAGGUGAUCCCUGUGAUGACGUCAUUACCAUUCCCGACACAUUCGGGAUGGAUCUUGAUGAUGUAAAGUCUUUCACUCCGGUAUCUAAUGGUAAGAAGUGUAUGAGCAAGAAGUCCAAGCAAGGCAAUCCUAUGCCUAAAAGGACAUGGUUUGGUCCCCACUCAAUAAGUGGUGGUUUGGGUAAGUUGUUUGUGCCCAAGGAGGCCAAGAAAGGUUUGUUGACUAGUGUUGACCCGAGGUUUGUUGUGUUUGACCCCCCUUGA
Spinacia oleracea (spinach) is the source of this 813-nucleotide messenger RNA. RefSeq lists its product as uncharacterized. Lineage: Eukaryota; Viridiplantae; Streptophyta; Magnoliopsida; Caryophyllales; Amaranthaceae. The record is from RefSeq and is a predicted model, not a curated record. The transcript has 2 exons. The coding region runs from base 1 to 813 and encodes 270 amino acids.